GGUAUAAAUCUGUAUUUAAUGAGCAAUUAAAUCCUUUCCAGAGAGUGACAUUUAUUUUCCAAAAACAACACCUCGACAUUUGUUACAAGAUUUGGUUUCAGUGAUGACAUUAUGGUGAAAAGUGUCUUGACAUCAAAACUGUGAACAAUGGAAGUGCACUAUUCCACGAUCAGCCCCUCAGUCAGUGGAGUCAUUUCGUCGAGCUACGUUACUGAAGAACCUCUCUGCUUGAACACUGUCACAAAGCCGGUUUGAAUAUCCAAGGGGAUCAUCAAGAAUGUGGACAUGGGUCAUGGUCACAGCUCUCCUUGUGCCAAGUGCGACCGAGGCCAAAUAUAUCGAAGGAGAAGUCAAGACUGCCGAGAAGUGGGCUUUCAUCACCAGGUUCUGCUUCCUCUCGAGCGAUGGAACCUUCACCUUCGACGUUGAAUACGACAUCGAUUACGCCACCGAGAAGCUGCUUCUUUACUACGACUCUCCUCACCAGUGGCCGGCCGUCUACAAGAGUGAGAAGACGUGCGAGGAAAGGGAAGCAGUCAUGAAGCGGGAGAACAACCAGGUCAUCAACCUGACCUUAUACUCGAUGAACUCUGAGUGCGAGAUCAUCAGAUCGUCGGGGGACAAGGCCACCUACCAGUGCAGGGGAUCGAGAUCCUUCCGCAGCGUCAGAGAGAGGUGGUGGUUCAUAGCCGUCAGCAACUGCGAGAGCACCAAGGGUCUACAACUCAAGUAUAAAAUCACAAUGACCAACGGGUUCGAGUACUGGACGAAGCAUUUCUCAGCGGAUGAGUUUUAUAUUCUGCAGACAAAUCUGGUCGCGAUGGUUCUCGAGCUGGGAAUCUUAUUCCUCUCAAUUUUAUCCGCAGCCGAGCUGAAGAGUCGCCAACUGUUCCACACCACGUACCGACUGUACAUGUCCGGAGUCGUCAUCCAGGUGGUGGGUCUCAUUUUCCUCAACCUCCAUUACGCCAAAUACGGGUAUAAUGGCGUGGGAUUACCCGAGACCAAGCUGAUCGGUAAAUUGCUGCUAUCGAUCACGAACAUCCUGAUGGUGCUGAUGCUGAUUCUGAUGGGGAAGGGCUUCAACAUCACUCGGGGCCGACUGCGUCAGGCUUCCUCCGUCAAGUUGACAGCCUUCGUUUGCAUCUUCUGCAUCACCUAUGCAAUGCUCUUCAUCUACGAACAAAAGGUGUUUGAUCCGGGAGAAGUCUUGUACCUGUACGAAUCUCCAGCUGGUUACGGGCUGGUCGUCCUCAGGUGCCUGGCCUGGAUCAUGUUCCUCUACGCCUGCUUCUUCACCGUCAAACAUUAUCCAGAAAAAUACAAGUUUUAUUACCCAUUUUUCUUCUUUUACACGCUUUGGUUUGUGUCCGGACCCGUCGUUAUCAUCAUCAGCAACCACGUCAUAGACAAAUGGGUCAGAGAGAAGGUCGUCAAUGGGGUGGAACUGGCCAUCACCAUUUUCGGUCACGCUUUCUUCCUGUUCUUGACGAGACCCAGUGCGGCCAAUAAAAACUUCCCAUACCAUGUCCGGACUACACAGAUCACGGCCCUGGAGACUUCUGCCACAGGGGUCAUGGGUAACAACACGUUGGAUGCCUUCUCUGCUCACCCUUAUGCACCAGACUUCGCGGAACCCAAAAAUCACACUUCGCCCGAUGUCUUCAUAGUCUCGGGGGCUGUUGAAAUGGAUCCAGAUCGGCCCAGUAUGAGACCCAUCCAGGCUCCGCGCAGCAUCAUCAAAGAGGACAACAGCUUCCCUCACUAUAAGCCAACGGCGCCUCCUCCUGUCUUUCAAGAGGCAUCAGACCGACCUUUAAGCAAUGGAGCAGAAACUCCCAAGUGAGCUUGCUCUGCGUUUCUCGAAACCGUCCAGUAACACUUCGAAUGAGAACUGGCGUCUUGAGAAAGAGCUUUUGCUCUGAAAGCGCAACGAAGUCAAUUCAAGCGAAUGCUGCACAAGGACUGCAGUCACUGCACAAUCACGUUCGUCUACGAUAACCUUGAUCGUAACCAUGUAGUACUACGUUCACCAAAGAGGACUAAAAACUAUUGAAUUUUUUUUUUUUUUUUUUUUUUUUUGAAAAGCAAGGCAGUGUUACCAGAUGCUCAGAAAAGCUGGUCUGUGUCCCUUUUCAGGGGAUGGGGUCGGGUUGGGUAACUUUUUCUUGGAUUUCCUAACUUUUGUGUCAAAAUGAGAGAAUAUUCAAUUUUUUCUGAAAAAAUACAAAUACUCAAAAUUAGUAUCAGGAUAGUAUAUACCAAUUAUUACAACCUCUCUCACUACAUGACUCGAUAAACGAAAUUUUGAACAGGCCUAUAAGUAUCGGUAAAAAUUGAAAAUUUCACUUGAAUAAAAAUUCUGUACUUUUCAACAAAAAUGGGGGCAACUUGCAAAUAUGCGUCCAAUCGUUAUGUCUACAGGAAUAAUACAACAGUGUACUGUAGGUCUACUUCUGCAACGGCAUCACAAUAAACAACAACGUCAGUGACAUGUCUGUAUCACGGUCCAGGUAUAUCUAGACCGUGGUCUGUAUACCAUACUCGACACAAGAAAUCUUCAAGCUUUCUGUUGCACGUGUGUAACCGUAAUUCAUAGAAGGUGUAACCAUUCCUAUUCCGUCUCUGUUCUAAGAGACUGUGCAAUCGACGUUGUGGGGACUUUCGUGUUAAUGUUACAUAGUAAAAUAUAC
Molecule: messenger RNA, 2693 nt
Organism: Macrobrachium nipponense
Lineage: Eukaryota; Metazoa; Arthropoda; Malacostraca; Decapoda; Palaemonidae
Product: transmembrane protein 145-like
Exons: 12
Coding region: 278-1846 (522 amino acids)
Biological process (GO): G protein-coupled receptor signaling pathway; response to pheromone
Source: RefSeq, a predicted model, not a curated record